UAAUACUUUCUGAGUGGCUGCAUCACGACGAAAUGUAAAGGGAUACUAUAAAAAAACAAACUUAUAGUUCUAUGUAUUAAUCUUUGCUGGGUUGUUAUACCUCUCGAAGGAAUCAAAUUUAAAUAUUAACUAUGUACAUAAACCCCUAUCUCACGACUUAGAACACCUCACAUCUGCUGUGCGCAGCUGAUAUGUCAUUUGUCAUGGUUAUCAACCUAAUGUGGAAUGUUAAAUUUACCUUUUAGUAACAGAAAGAUUUUUCGUAUUGCCAGAUAAACAACAAAAGCGGAUGGAGAAGUGACUGCACUGGCACUGACUGACCGUCUGGGUACAAAUGCAUUUGUGACAAACAAAAUGGUGAAAACUAUGGUAUUGUGGGAGAAAUGCGUUAAAAAUUCAAUAGUGUUGGCAUUUCUUUUUUCUAUUAUUGAUGUAGCUUUAUCACAGAUUGAUGUACAAACUGUUUCUACGCCUGAAUUAUAUAGUGUUGAAGGUAGAGUGUAUCCUCCCGAUUCGCACAUAUUAUCGAACUGGCAAGCGCAAACUCGUGUGUUAGUAAACGGAGGUGAACACAUAGGAUUUUUGAAGGAAGAUGGUACAUUCAUUAUAAAUAAUGUGCCUUCAGGCUCCUAUGUUGUUGAGAUAGCCAACCCAAACUAUGCAUAUGAGCCUGUCCGAGUGGAAAUAAAUUCAAAGGGUAAAUUCAGAGCAAGAAAAGUUAAUUACAUUCAGACAUCUCAAGUUAUUCAAGUUUCUUACCCCUUAAAGUUAAAACCACUCGCACGAUUGCGAUACUUUCAAGUAAGAGAACAAUGGAGAAUAACAGACUUUCUCUUCAGCCCAAUGGUGCUGAUGAUGGUUUUGCCACUUCUCCUCAUCAUGAUUCUCCCAAAGAUGAUGAAUGACCCUGAAACCAGAAAGGAAAUGGAACAACUGAAUAAUUUGACAAAAUAUGAUAUGCCUGAAAUGUCAGAAGUAUUAACGUCGUUCUUUGGUGGUGAGAAGCCCAAAGGACGUGCAGUGAAGGCCAGCAAAAAGCGACAGUAAUUGUGGUGUGAUAUUUACAGAAGUCCAGUAAAAUUAUUUCUGACUCUGAUACACUAUAUCCAUGUUAAUUAUGUUCUUGAAUCUGAAAUCACCAGACACUUUCAGAAAUAUUUCUAGUGUAUUUAUAAAAUGUUUGUUGUAUUUGGAAGAUUUAAUUAUGUAAAAUACACUGUAUAUACUCGUUAGGAAAUUUUAUUUGCCAAGUAAAUUGUAGUAUUAUUCAUGCCACAAAACAAUUCAAAAACUCUGGUUCAUCUGCACAUCACAAGCUUAAAAAGUAAAUAUUUUAUAACAACUUGAGUUACGUCUAACUUUUUUAACAAAGCAGAUAAUUCAGAAGACAACUUUUUCAAGAAAGUGCAGAGGAUGGUUGUAUUUGACUUGUACAGUGUUAAUUGAAAUAUGUAAAGGCCAUCCUGGCUGUUAAAAAAUAAAGAACUUUUGUGGUAUAUACGUAUAUGAAGUGAUUUUAAAACAGCUAAAAUACAACUUUUAUCACUUUCUUUUCACGUAAUUCUCCUUCCAAAUAAAUUAUGUGGCGUUGUCUGCAUGGAAGUCAACCAAUAUUUAUUUUUUUUUUUUUAAUGGGUGCAUGUUUGUGCCUGUUAGAAUGUCAACAAGUACUAAGUUUAUUUCUGCAUAAUUCCUUUUUGAAGUCCCCUUUUGACAAAAUGUUACUGAAGUACAAUUUUUACUGUAACUGAUUAAGAUAUUUUUGUAAGUAUUAGAAGUCCAUUGCUUGGUAGUUGGACUGGCCCUUCACUCAGUUUACAGACUAGUAAACCAAGCAGCUUUUAAAUAUUUUUCUACCUUCUCAGGCCAAUCGUUUCAACUUUACUACUCUUAUUUCCCAGCUCAAAGAUUUGCAAAAGGUUUCAAUGGGCUUUCCUUCAUUUUCUGGGGCCCAUUUUUUCAAUUGAGAAGAAGGAAAUAAUCUACAAAAUUUAAUAUUGUGUAAUUAAAUAUGUUAAAAACAGUGCCCUAUUAAGAUUUUGAAUGCUUUAUCAUCAGCAAUUUAGCAGGAACAGUUUAUUCAUUGAAGGAAAUUUUAAGUCAUUUCUGAACCUUAAAAUUAAAGUUCCUUAACAUGUUUUGAAACAAUCCAGACAUCAGCAUUACACAUACAGAAAGUUUAAUGAAAAAAUUUGGUGCUUUUUGAGAAGAUCUUGUUUCUAAUACUUCUUGAAAACUACUGUUUUCAAAAUAAAUUAAUAGGACACUUGCUUUUCCAGAAUACUUUUGUAAUACCAAAACCUGCUUUGUACAAUUAUCAUCCUUGCAACUCCAUUUCCUUCUCAUUAAUAGACUACAUUCAAGUUAUUUCAAAAAAUUGUCUCUUGAUUUUCAUCUUUAUUUUGUAAAUCCAUUUAUGAAAAUGGAUUUUAUAAUUUUUAGACUAUAUACCAUAAAAAGAAAUUAACUCCAUUCAUUAAAUAAUGCAUCUGUCACAAAGCAUUAAUUUGUAUAUGAGAUGAAGGCUUGUUCCGAAUUUAAAAAAAUUAAACUGAUUUAACUUCACAUCUUAAUUUUUUUUUAUUACCAUAGGGAUCAGGAAGAGCACUGCAGCAUUACAGAACUAAUUAUGAAGUUUCAUUUAAAAACUUUUCUUUAUUGUAGCUGUAUGAAGACACCACAAUUGUUUUAAACGUUGGCAAUUUUCGAAAAUUCAGAGAAAUUAAUGAAAACAUUACACACACUAUAAAUGUAUUUGUUCUACCAAGAAAAAAAUUAAAGAACAAAUUUUGUUCUAUUUUUGAAAAUGUUUAAUGCUUUAGUGAAGAACCCCUCAAAAUAAAAAUAGUACUUUCAAAUUCAAGGGUCUGCAAUAUCAGACUGAUUGUGGAAUAUGAAUUUUAGUGAAAAUCUUGCCAUUAGUGUCGUUUACAGAUGAACAGCUAGAUAUUUUGCCAUAAUCCAAUUUUUUUGGUAUAAAGUU
Molecule: messenger RNA, 2983 nt
Organism: Gryllus bimaculatus (two-spotted cricket)
Lineage: Eukaryota; Metazoa; Arthropoda; Insecta; Orthoptera; Gryllidae
Source: the annotation of a GenBank genome assembly